AUGCCGGGCGGGCCCGGCGAUUUUGGCGGCUUUGGCGGCGACAAGCCUGGAGACCAAAAGGAGGACAACGCCGGGGGCUUUGGCGGUGGCUUCCCGGGUAUGGGUGGUGGGGGUGGCUUCCCCGGCUUUCCCAAGCCCGGUGGUCAAUCGCAGGCUGGCGGCGGUGGCGGUGGCCCCUUCCCUGGAGUUGACAUGGGUGGCAUGAUGGACAUGAUGGGUGGCAUGAUGGCGGAUGCUUUGAACUGCGGACAGAAGGAGCUGGAAGUAGCUUGCAAAGACACAUCUUUUCACAAAAAGACGUUCGCGCCGCUCUGGUACUGCCUUAUUGCCACCGGUGACCGAGACUUUGGCCCCGUCCCACCGUGCAACUCCCCCAUCAAGCUCGGCGAUGCCACAAAGUGUAAGAAGAGCGACGAGGACUUGCGCAAAGAGAUGGAAACGGCCAAGUCCAUGUGCUUUGGAAGGCUGAAAGAGCUCUACGACUUGCAGGCGCAGCUGGGUCAAUGUGCCGUAGGCAUCAAGCAGGAAACGGAGAAGGUGGAGAGCGAGCGCCAGGCUUUGCAGAGCAUUCAGCAUGAGGCAGAGGAGUGUGAGAAGACGAAAGCCAAGAAGAAGGCCGAGGAGUCCAUGGGCUCUUCCUUCUCCGCUCAGGGGCAGGGCCAGUUCUGUCCCGCGCAUGCGACGGAAUUGAAGGAUGCUUUCGCAAAGUACACUCUGGCCGUGGAGCAGUGCAUCAGUGUUCAGGUCUCCGCUACUGUGCACAUCCCUGAGAUCGAUAUCGUAGUACCUGAGAUCAAGGUCGGCGAAGUCCAGGGCACCUCCUUCAACAUCCAGAUGCCUGACUUCAAUGCCCCGGACUUCACGGGCGAUAUUGUGGUGCCUGGCGGUGGAGGGAAGCUGAACGUGGCGGUGGAGCACCACGGGCACGGGCAGCAAGGCCAAUCCGAAGGGCAGCAAGAAACAAAGUUGACCUUCGACCAGCGUGUUGCCAACAUCAAGGCGGACAUCAAGACAUGCGAAGAAGCGAAGCCGAAGAUGCAGGAAAAAAGCAAGGAGAUCGCUGAAUCCAAAAGCACCGUCCAGGAACAGAAGCAGAAGGCCUGCGAAACGGCCGGCAGCUUGUUGCAGACCGGCGCCAGCCCUGAGGCCACUAUCGCCAUCCAGGUCUUCAGCAUGAUGAAGAUGACCUGGGGCUGUCGCGAGGUUGCCACGGCAAUCGAUGGGCUCGUGGCG
This is a messenger RNA of Symbiodinium sp. CCMP2456, 1233 nucleotides long. Lineage: Eukaryota; Dinophyceae; Suessiales; Symbiodiniaceae. The record is from the annotation of a GenBank genome assembly.